Messenger RNA from Branchiostoma belcheri (Belcher's lancelet), 914 nucleotides. RefSeq names its product charged multivesicular body protein 1b-like. NCBI's taxonomy places the organism in Eukaryota, Metazoa, Chordata, Leptocardii, Amphioxiformes, Branchiostomatidae. Bases 150 to 749 code for a protein of 199 amino acids. The transcript is spliced from 2 exons. Gene Ontology annotation, cellular component: multivesicular body; ESCRT III complex. The record is from RefSeq and is a predicted model, not a curated record. Gene Ontology annotation, biological process: protein transport; late endosome to vacuole transport; endosome transport via multivesicular body sorting pathway.
UCACCCUCACGUGACGUCAGCACCAGAAUUUCCGGAUGAUUCAGAGUCACUUCGUCAUCAUCUGUGUGUAAUAUCUGUGUGACUUUCUGUGUUUCUGGUCACUCCCAACGCUUUCAAACACCUUGUAGCAGGACAGGCAAGCCUUCAAGAUGUCGAACAUGGAGAAACACCUCUUUAAUCUGAAAUUCGCUGCCAAGGACUUGCAGAGGAACGCCAAGAAGUGCGACAAAAUGGAGAAGGAGGAAAAGAACAAGUUGAAGAAGGCGAUCCAGAAAAACAACAUGGAAGGCGCCCGCAUUCACGCCGAGAACUCCAUCCGACAGCACAACCAGUCGCUCAACUACCUGCGGAUGAGCUCCAGGAUAGACGCCGUGGCGCAGAGGGUACAGACGGCCGUCACCAUGAAGAAGGUGACCAAGGACAUGGCUGGUGUGGUGAAGUCCAUGGACGCUGCGAUGCGCUCCAUGAACCUGGAGAAGGUCACCGCGCUCAUGGACAAGUUCGAGCGGCAGUUUGAGGAUCUGGACGUGCAGUCGGCGCAGAUGGAGGACGCCAUGAGCGGCACCACGACCCUGAACGUCCCGACGGACCAGGUGGACCACCUGAUGCACCAGGUGGCUGAUGAAGCUGGGCUAGAGUUGAACAUGGAGCUGCCCCAGGGCCAGACCAGCACCAUCGGGACACCCUCCACCGCCUCCGAACAACAGGACGAACUGUCACAGAGGCUCGCACAACUCAGGCAGAUGUAACAACACACAACAUUUGUAUAUGCAUUCUUUAAGUUUAAGAUCAAAAGACAAGGCUGUCUUUGCUCAAAUGAUAGUACAGUGCUGUACAUGUAACUUAGGCCACAGCAAGUAAAUUUUAUGAAUGACAUCCUCUGCAGACUCCAAAUCUAAUGCAAGCAGGCAAAA